This is a messenger RNA of Echinococcus granulosus, 306 nucleotides long. RefSeq lists its product as hypothetical. The transcript is spliced from 2 exons. The record is from RefSeq and is a predicted model, not a curated record. The coding region runs from base 1 to 306 and encodes 101 amino acids. NCBI's taxonomy places the organism in Eukaryota, Metazoa, Platyhelminthes, Cestoda, Cyclophyllidea, Taeniidae.
AUGUACGAAGGGAGAAGGGUGAAUGUCGAUCCAUUUGGAGUCCCAGCCGCCACUGCCAUUGCUGUCGUAGCAGACAUUGCAGUGGCGAAGGUUGUUGUUGCGGACGAUCGUAGUGUGUGCGCAGCCACACUUAACGUGGCGUUGAACUACAAGGAGCCAGAGACCGGUGCUGUCCACCCCAUUCGUCAGCUAGUGGACUCUGUGGAGAUAGACAGCGACCCUCUGUGGAAUGAGUACCUGGCACACGGCACAGGUCAAAUCAAGCAGCCUUACCUCGUCUGUAUCAACUUACGAUUCACUUCCUAG